AAUGAAAAUAUUUACAACAUUUUUCCGACGAAUUGACGAUCAAUUAUUGACUCAAACUAACGAGCCGAAUGUCCGAUGAAUAAACGAUAAAGUAUCGAUUGAUAUCUGACUAAAUAUUGUGUGUUGCUAUGGUGAUAACCAGAGUUGGUUUUAUUUCGUAAUGAUAGGGAAUGCAGUGUUCUUGAUUUUCUGUUUGAAUUCAGUUCUUAAAGCACUGUAAUCAUGUCUGUAGCGGCAGCCCAGCUUUCUAAUGAGGAUCUAGAAACGGAAUUUCACAAUGCUAAAGCAUAUUUAUUGAAGACAAGCACUCAUUCAAAUCUCAAUGUUUACGACAAUCUAUCUAGCAUAUUAACUAAACUCUUAAAACAAAAGCCUGAAAAUGCCACAGAACUAUUGGACGACCUCGUACGAGACAGCAAACGAUCAACCUUUAAACCGUCGUUUGAUACUAUCCAGGAUCAACAAGAUGACUCAACUGAAGUUCUACUAGCAAGGGCGCAGCAAACUCUCUUUGAGAGAAAACCAGAUUUAUCAUUUGUGGAACCAGAACGUGAACCGGAGUUGGAUGAAGAUCAGGAAAGUCCAUUACCAGAUAUAAUGGAGCUGGCCAACUACUUUGAACAAGCUGGUGUUGGAUUGAGUAAAGAGGAGACAUUGAGAAUAUUUUUGGCUCUCAAGAAUCUGGUGGACAGCAACCCUAUUAGGAGCUGUCGUUUCUGGGGUAAAAUCCUUGGUUUACAAGCAAAUUACAUCAUAGCAGAAGUAGAGUUUCAUGAGAGCGAGGAUCCUUUGGAUCUUCAAGAGGAUGAAGGAGAAAAAAUCCCUGAUCAAAAUAAUGAAAACCCAGAUACACAACCAGAUAUUAUAAAAGAAGGUGACUUCGAUGUGGAAGAAGAUGAUAUUCCUAGAACAGAGUUCAAGCCUCCUCCAGUGAUUCCUAAAGAAGAUAACAGGGUUGGAUGCAACAAAAAGGCAUACUUUGUUUGCAAUGAAGCUGGUAAGCCCUGGGUAAGGUUACCUCAAGUUACCCCAGCACAGCUUGUUGUUGCUAGACAAAUCAAGAAGUUUUUUACUGGAAACUUGGAUGCUCCUGUUAUAAGCUAUCCACYUUUCCCAGGGAAAGAAGCAGAAUACCUUAGAGCACAAAUUAGUAGAAUAUCGGCAACAACACAUAUCAGCCCUCUUGGUUACUACAUGUUUGAAGAAGAGGAGGAGGAGGAUGAAGAAGGAGCUGUACGUGACACAUUCAUUGUCAACCAGGAAUUUGAAGGUCUCAGCAUUAAUGAUAUGGUAGACCCUGCCUGUUCUAACUGGGUUCACCAUGUACAGUAUGUACUUCCACAGGGGCGAUGUACUUGGUUUAAUCCUUCACAAAAGAAAGAUGAGGAAGAAUUUGAAGAGGAGGAAGAGGAUGAAGAACGAGAAGAACCAGAUGAACCAGAACCAGAAACUGGUCCACCAUUAUUAACACCACUUUCUGAAGACAAUGAGGUAGAUGGAAUGCCCCCAUGGACAACACACAAGUCAUCUACUCUUGUACCUCAAUAUGCUAUUGCUGUGAUACAUUCAAAUCUCUGGCCUGGCGCUCAUGCUUUUUCUGUUGAAAGAAAAUUUGAGAACAUCUACAUUGGAUAUGGGCAAAAAUACAUGGCAGAGAAUUAUAGUCCACCACCCCCACCUGCACCACGAGAAGAAUAUCCAAGUGGGCCUGAGAUAACUGAAGUAGAAGACCCUACUGUUGAAGAAGAAAAGGCCCUUAAAGCAGCACAACAAGAGGCUUUAGAAGCUCAAGAUAUGGAAGAAGAGGAGGAGGAAGAAGAUGAAGAUGAUUAAGAAAAUACUGACAUUGAACUGGUUUUAUUGUAUAUAGUUACUCCUUAAUAUUGUAAAUAUAAAAUAAUAUCCACUGUA
Actinia tenebrosa (Australian red waratah sea anemone) is the source of this 1911-nucleotide messenger RNA. Its product is annotated as radial spoke head protein 4 homolog A. The record is from RefSeq and is a predicted model, not a curated record. Lineage: Eukaryota; Metazoa; Cnidaria; Anthozoa; Actiniaria; Actiniidae. Gene Ontology annotation, biological process: axoneme assembly; cilium assembly; cilium movement involved in cell motility. Gene Ontology annotation, cellular component: axoneme; radial spoke.